GGUGGGCUGCGGCGCGGGGGAAGGAGACGCUGCCCUUCCGCGGCCAUGGCGCGCGGCGCGGGGAGAGGGCGCCGAGCGGGGCCGCGCGCCCCCCCCGCCGCGGAGCAGGAUUGUUGGAUGAAGGCCAACUCCAGGACUCUGAGCCAGAUGUCAGAGAAAAGUUGGAUUCUUUUGUGAGCAGCUCACACAGCAUCCACAAGUGCCCUUCCCCGUCGUGGCUCCCGAAGGUGCCGAGAUCCUGGUGCAGACAUGGCAUUCAGAAGGACAGAGGGAAUGUCCAUCAUGCAGGCCUUGGCAAUGACCGUGGCAGAGAUCCCCGUGUUCGUUUACACGACCUUUGGGCAGUCGGUGUUCUCCCAGCUGCGGCUGUCCCCAGGCCUGCGCAAGGUGCUCUUUGCCACGGCCCUGGGCACGGUGGCCUUGGCUCUCGCGGCUCAUCAGCUCAAGCGCCGCCGCCGCCGAAAGAAGCAAAUUGCUCCAGACAAGUGUGGCUUUAAACCUGGAGGGAUCACAGUGCCCAUCCUGCCGACCAGGAGGGUCUCCUCUGUGAAGAAAGGAUACUCCAGCAGGAGAGUCCAGAGCCCUGGCAGCAAGAGCAAUGACACGCUCAGCGGGAUUUCCUCCAUUGAGCCCAGCAAACAUUCCAGUUCCUCCCACAGCCUCGCCUCGAUGGUAGCAGUCAACUCCUCAAGUCCAGUACCCCCAGGGAUGUGGGAGGCCCAGGCAAUGGGAGAUGCUGGAGCCAUUGGUGAUUCCAGUGCAGAAAGCCUCUAUGUUCAAGGCAUGGAGCUGUUUGAAGAGGCCCUACAGAAAUGGGAACAGGCCCUGAGCAUCAGGCAGAGGGACAGUGCUUGUACCAGCACCCCUGUGCCCUGGGACAGCAGCAAACAGCAAGACAGCAUGUCUGAGAACAUUUCAGAGGAGGAGUCCCAGAAAAGGGAGUUUGCUGAGAAGCUGGAGUCCCUCUUGCACCGAGCCUACCACCUCCAGGAAGAGUUUGGCUCCUCUCUCCCGUCGGACAGCGUGCUGCUGGAUCUAGAGAAGACCUUGAUGCUUCCACUGGCGGACGGAUCGUUGCGGCUGCGGACGGAUGAUGAGGACAGCUCCACUUCAGAGGAUUCCUUCUUCUCUGCAGCAGAGCUCUUUGACUCUCUCCCCUUUGAGCAAAUACCAUUCCACCUCUCCAAGCCAGUGGCAGCAUAUGAAGAAGCCCUGCAGCUGGUGAAAGAAGGGAAGGUCGCGUGCCGGACGCUGAGGACAGAGCUCCUUGGCUGCUACAGUGACCAGGAUUUCCUGGCAAAGCUGCAUUGUGUCAGGCAGGCAUUCCAGGAGCUGCUGGAAGAUGAAAGCAAUCAGCUGUUUUUUGGGGAGGUUGGGAAGCAGAUGAUGAUAGGACUGAUGACAAAAGCUGAAAAGAAUCCCAAAGCUUUCCUGGAAAGCUAUGAGGAGAUGCUGCGUUAUGCCUUGAAGCAGGAGACCUGGCCAACCACACAGCAGGAGCUUGAGGGAAGAGGGGUGGUGUGCAUGAGCUUCUUUGAUAUUGUGCUGGACUUCAUCCUCAUGGAUGCUUUUGAGGAUCUGGAGAACCCUCCCUCCUCCGUGCUGGCUGUGCUGCGCAACCGCUGGCUGUCCGACAGCUUCAAGGAGACGGCUCUAGCAACUGCUUGCUGGUCAGUUUUGAAAGCAAAAAGAAGGCUUCUGAUGGUACCAGAUGGCUUUAUCUCUCAUUUCUACUCCGUAUCGGAGCAUGUCAGUCCUGUUCUAGCCUUUGGUUUUCUGGGGCCCAAGCAGCAGCUAUCUGAAGUCUGCAGUUUCUUCAAGCACCAGAUCGUGCAGUAUCUGAAGGACAUGUUUGACUUCGACAACGUGAGGUACACGACCGUGCAGCUGCUGGCAGAGGACAUUCUGCAGCUGUCGCGGCGGCGCAGCGAGAUCCUCUUGGGGUAUCUGGGCACCGAGAGUUCCCCGGAGAUGAACGGCGUGCUUCCCGGGGAAACCGAGCCGCUGAAGGAGGAGCUCAUCUGAUGUCAGUGCAGGAAAAACACUUUUGUACAAGGACCUUUUCCUCCCAGAGAUGGAUAAAACUACCUGAAAAGUGCAGCGGUGGCAGCAAGACUUUGUGAACACACAGGAAUCUGGUGGGACCUUCUGCUUUUUGUAGCCAGUAGUGUUUGCUGGGAUGGAUCCAGGACCACUUGCCAACUUAUGGUUUGAAUUUCUUCUUUGUUCCACCUUCCUGUCAUUUUAUUACUUUUAAUGUUUCAUAUAUACAUCGUGUGCUGAACUGCCUGGGCCCAGAUUUUUGCCCAGUUCUCUUGAGUAGGGCAAUGUAUGUACCUGUUUUGCCUUUGUGUUUUCUGGGAGGUGAAUCCCUGAUGUUUACGACUGUGUGUGGGAACAGGAAUAUCGCUGGUACAUUCUCCAUUUGACCAUUAGCUUCUCAAGGAGGCUUUGCUUGCUUUGGGAUUUUUAUUACUGUUCUUCUCUGCUGUGUUCCUACAGACACUAAUUACUGCUGAUUUGUACCUUAAGUGUGAUACCAUAUGCAAUGUGACUAGCAAAGAUUUCUUUCCUGGGGAGGAAGAAAUAGUUCUGUAAAGCACUGAAGUAAAAUGCAGACUUUGUAAGCAGUCUGAAGCUCUGGGGAAAUGGGUCUGUUCCCUUGGUAUUGCUGCUCUUUGGAGACCAGAUGACAAGCUCUGUGUCCUGGUCAUCCUUGCUUAGGAGGUUGCUGAGGUCUGUGUUUGCCCCUAAGGCAGGUUAGUGUGAGGAGGGAGGGGAUUUGCAUCUUGCCUGUGCUUGCACAAAGUCUUUGACACCCAUCAAAGUGCCUUGCUGGAUUUCAGAAUGAGCCAGCAGCAGUUUUUGCUGGGUAGGAGGUGUGGGGUGUGUACAAGCAGGGGGAAGGGGUAAUAAUGUGGUGCCUAUUGCUUUUGUGCACAGGGUGGUGAGAGGUGUAGAUGCUGGAUGUGAGGUUAUGUGUGUGGAUAGUUGGAGAGCUGAGAUCAAGUUUCUAGAGAGGAAAUGAGUCUUUCCAGUCUGUCAGUUCUAAGAAAUACAGCAUGAUUUUGGGUAAUGAUCAGAUGUGUGUAUGGUAGUGCUUCUCAAAUGCUGUGAUCCUGACUGCCCAGCCAGCACCUGGAAUCUGGCUGCUUUGGGAUGUGAGCUGAGCUGGAUACUCGUGUAGGACAGCAGCAGUGGAGCGUGCUGGACUUAGUGAAUCAUAAAAAUCACAGAAUAAUAGAAUAUGCUGAGUUGGAAGGGACACAUCAGGAUUGAGCCCAACUUCUGUCUCUGUACAGGACACCCCAACAUUCCCACCAUGAGCUGAGGGAGUUGCCCAAACUUCUUGAACUCUGUCAGGCUUGGUGCUGUGACCGCUUCCCUGGGGAGCCUGUUCAGUGCCCAUCCACGCUCUGGGUAGAAAACCUUUUCCUGAUAUCCAACCUAAACCUCUCCUGAGUCAGCUUCAUGUUAUUGACUUGAGGCAGUCCUGGCUUGCAGGACUGAGGUUUGCAAUGAUUUGCUGAGUCCUCUGUGAGUACAAUGCCACAGAUAAAAGUAGAGAUCCAGCCUGUGCCUUCUUCUGUUUCAGUCCACAUACAGGUCAAAGUCCAGCCCUCGGAAUGAGGAGGUUUUCAGGACUUCCACAAAAACAUGAGCCUUUUUUUGUUCCAGACUGAUUAGUUACCCCUUGUGCCUGUUAUGGGUGAAAGACACAAGGCUUACCCAGAUGUAUUUUUGCAAGUGAAAAAAAUAUGUAAGAAUCUGGAAUUUCCAUAUGAGUGGAAAGUCACUGUGUGGGCUUGGAGAAUACAAAUGCUUUCUUCCUCUUCAGAUAUCUAAUGUGGAUUCUGCUGGUAAAAACAGGAAGGAAAUAAACAGAAAAAAAAAAGUAAACAGAAGGACAUAAAAGAAGCAGAUAAAUGUGCUGUGCCAUGUGUUUUAGGGACACCCUCCCUGAGGAGGGAGGUGGGACCAGAUGACCCACUGUGGUUCCUUCCAACCUGACCCUUCUGUGGUUCUGUGAUUCCUUGAAAUGCUCCUGAGUUGUUUGCAGGGGGGUGCGUGUAGAGCACAGUAACAUCUGGUGCUCUGUAAGCACAUCAGACUGAUGUGGCUUAUCCUGGAAACCAGAUUAAUGCAAUAAACAGGACAAUGCUGAGGCAGAAAUUAGGAGCAGCUGCCCCAAGUGAGGCUGCGUGGAAUAAACUGUUAUGAGAAGGCUUUAAGGGACAGCAGUGGAAACUAGAAAGGGUCUCUGAGAUGUCUUGCUCCUGGUAGUGUGCAGGAAGAAAAGAAAUGGAGAAUGUUGUAUUAGAAUGACACACCUGCUACAUGUAAACUGUGAUUUGAAAGUAUAGUAUAUUCUGAAAGCAAGUUACUUUGCCAAAAAAAUAAUGUUGACAGUGCUUUGUGCUCCUGGUUUAGAAGAAAGUCACUUCAGCAGCUUUUGUAUAGUGGUUAAAAAGAUGCUAAAAUGUGAAGAUUAAUAUAAUGAGAUGGAUUGUAAUUCUAAACAAUCAGUGCUGUUAAUUUUUUUUUGUUUGUUUUUAGUGUUGUUUUAUGUGUAUUUAUUUACUGUUUUGAGUGUCUUUGUCCUCAGUUCUUGGGCAGCCUGCCUGUUUUGUGUACAGACAAAAACACUGGCUGCUGACUUUGGGCUUUUGCAUCCUUGCGGGAGAGGAUACUGAAACAGGGUCCCCCUGAAGCAAACACUAACUUGCACUGUGGCUUUUGAAGCUGAGAAAUUGUAAAUUCCUUAUCAAUCAAAUGAAGAAAGACUGUUUUAUUACAGCUUGAUGCUUUUCCUUAGCCCUUAUUGCAAGUAGGUUACACAGCCCUCCCAGUGAAGGUAAAGAGGAAUCUGCCUCGGGAACAUCCGCAGCUUCUUGAAGGUCGAGUUCUCCGCCUUUUCCCACCAGCAGUGACUUGGUCCUGCACCAGCCAAGGAUGUUUGCCGAGACAAACUGGUUUUAUCUUUACUGGGAUGGAUGUUAAACUUCUCUACACCUCCCCCUCACUUCAUUGCUGCUUUUUGUCCCUCCCCAGUCCUGGUGUAGCUCGAGGAAAGGCAGGAAGGUGUCUGCAGCCUCUGAAGGGAACUGCAGGAAUCAGGGGUUGACAGGAGCUGUUCCUGUGGCAGAAGCUUUCCCUGGCCUGAGCAGAGGUGUCAGGAACCUGCUGUGUUCAAGUCCUUUGGAUGCAGCCCUCAGGCUGCUUCCACUGAUCCCACCCAGAGCAGGGCCCAGCCCAAAAGGUGAUUCUCGUACUCAGCUGUAUUGCAGGGUAGAGUUAAAGGGUGUGAUGGAACACCUGCCUGCCCUCUGGCUUCCUGAGAUCCCUAGAAAACCCCUUCCCCAGCUGACUGUGUUUAGCAAUGGAAAUUCUUCAGUAUUAGUAGCAGCUGUGUAUUGGGGUAGAGCCCCUUGAGAUAAGAGGUUCACCUUUUUUAGUGAUGAGCUCUUAUGGUCAAGGGGUUAAAUCAUCCUGGGCUGACACUUGCAAGAUUUUAACACUGAUGGGGAUUUAAAGGGGCUUAGCAGCAAUGAAAUAAAAUCCCUCAAUAGUGUCUGAUGCUUAAACAGAAUUUAAAAUAUGCAUGACUUUCAUUUUUUAUGUGGAGGUUGUAACAAGCUUCACCAGAGGUUAAAGUAUAAAGUACAUCCUCGGUACUUUAGUAUGUAUGUAGAGACUGUGCCAAAUGGCUCUAGGAGGGUCUUUAUGGUCUUUAAAGCACAUUAAUAAAAAAAAAAAUUAUGAGGAGAAAUCUGCCUUGUAUCUACAAGAUCAGUGUGGCUUUGAAGAGCAUGACUUGUGUUGUCUCAUACAGGGAAGUGGGAAAGCAGGAUUUUAUUUAUCCCUCUUCAGUAGAACAUUCCUUUGCCAUAUCUGAAACUAAUGAAUGUAAACUUGUGCCUAUUUUUUUUUCUUGAUUUCCUAAAGGUGUAAAAAUCUGUUCUUGUUUUGCUUUUAUCUUUUUCUUUGCAGCUAAUUUUUUAAAAAUAUCUUUAAUCUUAGGAUGUGGGCAUUACAAGUAAAAUAAAACUUUCCUUCAUGA
Molecule: messenger RNA, 6061 nt
Organism: Onychostruthus taczanowskii (white-rumped snowfinch)
Lineage: Eukaryota; Metazoa; Chordata; Aves; Passeriformes; Passeridae
Gene: MIGA2
Product: mitoguardin 2
Exons: 16
Coding region: 250-2025 (591 amino acids)
Biological process (GO): mitochondrial fusion
Source: RefSeq, a predicted model, not a curated record